Messenger RNA from Hypoxylon fragiforme, 2061 nucleotides. RefSeq names its product glycoside hydrolase family 51 protein. Bases 474 to 1988 code for a protein of 504 amino acids. Gene Ontology annotation, biological process: polysaccharide catabolic process; L-arabinose metabolic process. The transcript is spliced from 2 exons. Gene Ontology annotation, molecular function: alpha-L-arabinofuranosidase activity. NCBI's taxonomy places the organism in Eukaryota, Fungi, Ascomycota, Sordariomycetes, Xylariales, Hypoxylaceae. The record is from RefSeq and is a predicted model, not a curated record.
GUUGAAUCACGCAACAAAAAAAAAACACACAUCUUUCUUCAAUGAUAAAAUAAGUCACAUGUCAAAUGCAAACAUUCAUCGAGGUGGAGCACAACAGUUCAGCUUCAUCAUCUAAUGUAUCUAGACUGUCUUUCUCAAACUUAUCUGCCCCAAGUUUAGAAUGACAUUUCAUACAUAUUGAUAUCUUAGCAAGGAGCCGUCAAAACCAAACACGAGGACCUCAUUAUGCGCACCAAUCGGCACCUCGCGGAUGCGAUUCUCCCGAAUUGGCACUCCUCCCGUAUCCGCUCCGGUCCCUAGUACGUAGUAGUAGAUCCUCCUGAUACGUGAGGGGAAGGAAACACCACAUAGACGAUAUAUCGUAUUAAGGCCCUGAGUCCUUCGAGACUUCUUCGUUAUGUUGGAGCUUUCCUCCCCCCUUUCCCCUUUUUUCUAUGAAGUGAAAGGAAGCAAAUUCACCCCCUUAAGCUAAAAUGACGACCUUCACAAAAAUCGUCGGGGACGAAACCCCGCUCAUCGAGGUAGAUGCCGCAAAGCGUUUGUCUAAGAUUGAUCCCAUGACAUAUGGAGGGUUUACUGAACACAUGGGCCGUUGCAUCUACGGAGGCAUUUAUGAGCCCGGGAGUCCGCUCGCCGACGAGAACGGUUUCCGGAAGGACGUCCUCGCCGCCCUGCGUGAGCUCGACAUCCCCGUGGUCCGGUAUCCGGGAGGCAACUUUGUGGCGACGUACCACUGGCAGGAUGGCAUCGGGCCGCGUGAGAAUCGACCCAAGCGGCCCGAGCUGGCUUGGCUCGGUGUUGAGAGCAACCAAUUCGGCACCGACGAGUUCAUGAAGUGGCUCGACGUGCUGAGCGAGGGAAAGGAACGCCGCGUCGAGCCCUACCUCUGCCUCAAUUUCGGUACCGGCACUCUUGAUGAGGCACUCGCCUGGGUCGAGUACUGCAACGGAACGCGCGACACCCACUACGCCAACCUAAGGCGCGCCCACGGUCAUCCGGAGCCGUACAACGUCAAGUAUUGGGCGCUCGGCAACGAGGUCUGGGGCCCGUGGCAGGUGGAGCAGAUGACCAAGGAGGCCUACGCCACCAAAGCCGUGCAGUGGGCCAAGGCUCUGCGCUUACUAGACCCUUCCCUCUGCCUCAUCCUCUGUGGUCAGGACGGUCAGAGCUCCUGGGAUCACCACGUCUUGCACGAGUGCGUCCCCGCCGGGGCUGCCGACAUGCACAGCAUCCACAUCUAUACCGCCGCCCAGGAGCACCGCAAGAAUGCUACCGCACCCCUCGCCGCCGAGCGCGCCAUUCAAAUCACCGCCGCCCUCAUCGACCUCGCCCGCAUCGAGGCCAACGUGUCCCCGACCAAGCCGCCCAUCAAGAUCUGCUUUGACGAAUGGAACGUCUGGGACCCUGAGCGCGCACCCGGCGAUAAGGGGGCCGAGGAGCAGUACACGCUGUCGGAUGCGCUCGCCGUCGCCGUCUGGCUCAACGUGUUCGUGCGGCAGAGCCGCUACAUUGGCAUGGCCAACAUUGCCCAGACCGUCAACGUCAUCAGCCCUCUCAUGACCACCGAGCGCGGCGUCGUUCGCCAGUCCACCUGGUGGCCCCUCUGGCUCUUCAGCCGCUUCAUGCGCGGCUCCACCGUCGCCACGCACGUGCGCUCUGCCUCCUACGCCGGCGCGACCCAGCCCGCCUGGCUCCAGGACACCCUCGGCGAAGAUGGCGCGCCCUGGCUUGAUGUCAGUGCUGCCUUGGGCGACGACGGGUAUGUGAACCUCGCCGUGGUCAACAGCAAUGACCUGGAGGAUUUUGCUACCGAGCUGAAGGGCGUCGGCUCCGACGUGUCCGUCUACACCGUAUCAGGGCCCCAGGUCAGCUCCACCAACACCGAAGGCAACGAGGUAGUUGCGAUGGUCGAGGGGAAGUGGGAUGGACGGGGGAAAUACACCUUCCCGAAGCACACGUUCACGUUGCUGAGAUGGAAGAAGGCUUAGGGAAUUGGAAUGAAACACGUGGUUAGGUAGGUACUAGAUUACCUAGGACAGGUCAAGUUAGUAUAGGGUAGGU